Molecule: messenger RNA, 2256 nt
Organism: Babesia microti strain RI
Lineage: Eukaryota; Apicomplexa; Aconoidasida; Piroplasmida; Babesiidae
Product: DNA gyrase subunit B
Exons: 6
Coding region: 1-2256 (751 amino acids)
Biological process (GO): DNA topological change
Molecular function (GO): ATP binding; DNA topoisomerase type II (double strand cut, ATP-hydrolyzing) activity; DNA binding
Source: RefSeq, a predicted model, not a curated record
AUGCAAUUGUAUAUGAUACAUAACUGCGCCAGAACUGCGUGGAUCACAUAUUUUUUUUGCACAUUCACACUAUCGCAACAAUUUAAACAUAAUAGAUACAACAAACACCACUCUCUCCUCCACUUUUAUUCUAAUUAUAAUAGAUUAGCUGCUGAUUCAUUCGGUAAUAGCUAUGGAUCGGAAGAUAUACUUGUUCUACAAGGUUUAGAUGCAGUUAGGAAGCGGCCUGGCAUGUAUAUAGGGGAUACUGGUACCUAUGGAUUACAUCACCUACUGUUCGAAGUCAUAGACAAUUCAAUUGACGAACAUAUGGCUGGAGCUUGUACUAAGAUUAACAUAACAUUAUUUCCCAAUGGAUCUAUUGAGGUUGAGGAUAAUGGAAGAGGGAUUCCAGUUGACAUAUGCUCUCAAACUAAUAAGUCUGCCUUGGAAACGGUACUAACAAUGUUACAUUCCGGUGGCAAAUUUGUUGAUUCGGAUAACAUUUCCAGCCCUUACAAAUUCUCAUCUGGCCUACAUGGCGUUGGUUUGUCUGUUGUAAAUGCUCUAUGUGAAUUUCUUGAGGUUACAGUUAAAAGGAAUGGAAAAUCUUACAUCAUAAAGUUGUCACGAGGAAACGUAGUUUCCGAUUUGAAAAUUGACAGGAAAUGCAAAAACACUGGGACUAAGAUAGUUUUCAAACCUGACUACAGAGAUAUAUUUGUGAAAAAUCAUGAACAUAUAGAUGGGAAAUUUUGCCCUUCCUGUGCCUCAGCUUAUGACGCAGACAUUAUUGUUAAACGGCUAAGAGAGCUCUCAUUUUUAAAUCCCAAGUUGCAAAUUAACCUUAUAGACAACAGAAAUGAUGGUGAAAAGGUUACUUUUCAUUCAAAAAAUGGAUUGAAGGACUUCUUGCAAUAUCUGAUGAAAGAUAAUGUCCCGAUUCAUAAGCAAGCUUCAUAUAUUGGUAUAAAUGAGACCAUUGGCGGGAUCCAAGUAAAUGCUGCCAUUGGCUGGGCACAAGACUCGUACUCUACAAACAUACUCAGUUUUGCAAAUAAUAUCAACACGCUUGAAGGUGGAUCUCAUAUUGAUGGCUUUAAGACAGCAGUUACAAAGUGUGUUAAUGCAUCUUUCAAACGGGCUGGGUAUUUAAAGGACAAGUUACCACUAUAUUCCGGUGAACAUAUCAGAGAGGGUAUCUAUGCUAUUGUAUCAGUUAAACUAAUGAAUGCGGAAUUUCAGGGACAAACCAAAACUAAGCUAGGAAACGCAGAAGCGAGGUCAGCAGUUGAGAAAGCUGUAAUGACCGAAUUAUCUCGUAUAUUUGACAAACAAAGUAGUUUAUUGAAUGCGUUGUUUAAGAAAGUACAUGCAACAAAGCAGGCUAAUGACGCAGCUAAGCUAACUAAGGAUAUGAUUAGAGACAAACAUAGCUCCCUAAUCGCAUCUGCGUUGCCAACAAAGCUGAGCGAUUGUACUAUGAAUGAUUGUGAAAAAACUGAAUUAUUUAUAGUGGAAGGUGAGAGCGCUGCUGGUAAUGCCAAACAAGCCCGUAACAGAAACUUUCAGGCAAUUUUACCGCUUCGCGGUAAAAUUAUGAACAUCGAAAAAGUAUCCAAGGACACCCGUCUAAUUGAAAAUGUAGAGAUCAAGAAUUUACUUACUGCCAUUGGUAUCCAAUGCGACCCUAAUAAAUCCGAAAUAACAGAUGAUGAGGUCACAUCAAAACAGAACCAUCCGAGAUAUGGAAAAAUAAUACUACUCACUGAUGCCGAUGUUGAUGGGACCCACCUUAGAGUUUUACUACUAGGGUUAAUUUUCAGACUCUGUCCUUCAUUGUAUACAAAUGGUAGGGUAUACGCUGCAUGCCCACCUUUGUAUAGAGUUUCAAAUGCCAAAGGAUCAAAAUCUAACGAAUAUUACCUGUGGGAUGAAUCGCAGCUACCAGUCAAGUUGACCCCGAAAUCAUCCAUAAAAAUGUCAACAGAAGAGGAACUUAGUGAAGGAAAAUAUGACUACGGUGAAUCAACUAGUAGAUCUAAUAAUAAAAAUGUUAUAAUCCAACGAUUCAAAGGUUUAGGCGAGAUGAUGGCCCAUCAGCUUUGGUCAACUACUAUGAACCCGGAUACAAGAAUACUCAACAAAAUAACAGUAUCCGAUGCAAAACAGGCUUCUGAUAUGUUGGAAUUGCUGAUGGGCAAUGACAUACAGGCCCGAAAGAAUUACAUCUUUGAUCACGCAGAAACGUUUAAUAUUGGUGAUUUGGAUAUGUGA